CUUUGAUGUCAUCAAAUUGCAUUAUAAACAAUAAUCAGCUGACCAGAUAAUUUUCGGGCAUUCCUUGCGCAUAAGAGACAUAUGUAGCUUUCAUCCUAAAGUGUUUGCUUUUUUGACAAUAUAGAAAUAAAAUGACGUCAUUAGACCAAAAUAUUUUCCUCAGCUGAAUAGCAAUUGGUCUAAUUGAAGCUGAGAAAAGGGAUUACGUCAUCUUAACGCCUCUUCAUUGGGUGUAUCUGAAUGACGUCAUGAAAAUACAUUUGAGUGCUUAUACAAUUGUAGAGUACAACUUUUCUUGCUUCUCAACAUUACGGUUUUGUUCGGCGGACGAUGGGUGGGCGUUUUGGUUGUCUGCCUUGCGAGCAUUUUUCGGAUAUUAUUUAUUUCAUUUCACAUUAUUAAGGUCAUAACCAUUUCUGAAGAAAAGAGGACCUUAUCUUUAGAUUCCAGUGCCUUGUGUUUUGUUUCCUCAUUUCAAUUUACUUCUAAAAAUGAAACCAGGAUUUUAUUCUGUUGAGUUGAAUAAAACUAGAUGGGAAAUUCCCUUACGAUACAAGGAACUCACCCCAGUUGGAACGGGUGCCUAUGGACAAGUAUGUGGCGCACUGGACACCCUCACCAACACCAAGGUGGCCAUCAAGAAGCUGGCGCGUCCGUUCGACACGGUGGUGCACGGCAAGCGGACGUACCGUGAGCUGCGGCUGCUGCGACACAUGAAACACGACAAUGUCAUCGGUCUGCUCGACUGCUUCCAUCCAAACACAUCGUACGAGACAUUCAAGGACGUGUACUUUGUCACCGACCUGAUGGGCGCCGACCUGAACAACAUCCUCAAGACGCAGUCACUCACCGACGAGCACGUGCAGUUCCUGGUGUACCAGAUCCUGCGCGGGCUCAAGUACAUCCACUCGGCGGGGAUCAUCCACCGGGACCUGAAACCGAGUAACCUGGCAGUAAACGAGGACUGCGAGCUCAAGAUCCUGGACUUUGGCCUGGCGCGGCCCACCGAGCACGAGAUGACCGGCUACGUGGCGACUCGCUGGUACCGCGCGCCCGAGAUUAUGCUCAACUGGAUGCACUACAACCAGACCGUGGACAUCUGGUCGGUGGGCUGUAUCAUGGCAGAGCUGCUCACCAGGAAGACCCUGUUCCCGGGCACGGACCAUAUCGAUCAGCUCACCAGAAUCCUUUUCUUUUGCGGAACUCCGGAAGAGUCUACGCUGGAAAAGAUUACCAGUGACGAGGCUCGCGCCUACAUCCGCUCCCUGCCGCCGAUGAAGGCAAAGGACUUCAAGCAGUUCUUCCGCGGGGCGAACCCCCUGGCGAUCGACCUGUUGGAGAAGAUGCUGCAGCUGGACGCCGACCUGCGGCCGACGGCCGAGGAGGCGCUGGCACACCCGUACCUGUCUCAAUACUCGGACCCUUCCGACGAGCCCACGUCGCCGCUCUUCGAUGAGGGCUUCGAGAUGGUGCAGCUGCCCACCGAGCACUGGCGCCAACUGGUGUAUGAUGAGAUUGAGGACUGGGGGAAGAAGCAACAGGCGGCCAAGUGAGCCGCGGCUGGGCCGGCUGAUCGCGUCUGAGGAGGCCGCUGCCGCCAGGGGAGGGCCGACAGCCCGCCGGCUGCCGUGAGGGGACUGUCAGCUCACCGACUGCCGUCACCCUGCGCGCCGUUCGGCGGCGGACAGUAAUUGAGCGGGGCGGUGUCCGGCUCUCCGGAGCCCAGCCGCUGCCGCCACGUGCCAUUGGUGCUCAUCUAGCCGACUGGGCCGGUUUUCUGUGAGCGGCGCUGCCCGCCGCGCCGCGAUACCGAGAUGUGGAGAGUGCCGGAGAGUCCCCGCGGCGCCGGCCACCGCGGCCCGCCCGGACAGUGAUAGCGGUAAGGUGGGGAGUGUGGCUCCCAGCGCGUGCUGAGACCGGUGCUCCGACUGUGAGAGACGUGCCUGCUAGUGUGUGUGUUCGGGGCGCGUCUGUGCCCGGCGCCGAUAACUGGACGGUGACGCCGGUUCUCGACAGGCUAGUUCGGACUGCUCGCGGGCCGUGCAGGUGGCGUUACCGUCUCUGCGAAAGGGCGUAGAUGAUGAUGUGCCCGUCUGCUCCGCCGCCCCCGACUACCCAGCCCCGCCAGUUACCGAUAACCAGCCCCUGGUGCCAAUCAACGAGGCACGCGCGCUAUUGCCACCUAAUCCUUCCGCCACGGAUCCUACCGCCUCGAUAUUUUCGGCUUUUACUUUACUGUGGCCGAUUUUCUUCUUGACCUUGCUUUGUAAUGUACUGGCAGAAUGCGGCCUUUGCCCGACUCCAGAAUGCCCCUUUUAGGAAUCUGCUUAUUGCAUAUAUCAAUUGUUGGUUGAAUUGUUGAUUUAUUUGUAUAUAUUUACUAAUAAUUAUUUUUGAACGACUGUAAUUUGGGCGGCUUUGCCCUGCUGCAAUGCGUGUUUUUCAGCACCCGAAAUUGUAGCCUGCCUUUGGACAGCAGUGUAUAUCACUGGCACGUCGUGAGUCGGUGCGUCACUCGUGAUGAAAUAAAUACGCACAUUUGUAA
Amphibalanus amphitrite is the source of this 2545-nucleotide messenger RNA. RefSeq names its product mitogen-activated protein kinase p38b-like. Gene Ontology annotation, molecular function: MAP kinase activity; ATP binding. The coding region runs from base 492 to 1553 and encodes 353 amino acids. The transcript has 10 exons. The record is from RefSeq and is a predicted model, not a curated record. Gene Ontology annotation, cellular component: nucleus; cytoplasm. NCBI's taxonomy places the organism in Eukaryota, Metazoa, Arthropoda, Thecostraca, Balanomorpha, Balanidae. Gene Ontology annotation, biological process: intracellular signal transduction; protein phosphorylation.